This is a messenger RNA of Ascoidea rubescens DSM 1968, 783 nucleotides long. It is a transcript of the gene CKB1, whose product is annotated as casein kinase 2 regulatory subunit CKB1. The transcript has a single exon. NCBI's taxonomy places the organism in Eukaryota, Fungi, Ascomycota, Saccharomycetes, Ascoideales, Ascoideaceae. Gene Ontology annotation, cellular component: cytoplasm; protein kinase CK2 complex. The annotation marks the transcript as partial. The record is from RefSeq and is a predicted model, not a curated record. Gene Ontology annotation, molecular function: protein kinase regulator activity.
GAUGAUGAUGAAGAUGGACUAUCUGAAGAAUACGACUCAUGGAUUUCCAAUUUCUGUUCUUUGUUUGGACAUGAUUAUUUUGUAGAAAUAUCUACAGAAUUCAUUGAGGAUGAUUUCAACCUAUCUGGCUUAUCAUCCAUGGUGUCGUACUAUAGAGAAUCAUUAAAUUUGAUAUUGGAUAUAGGACCAGAAAGCGAGAUAAACAUACCCGCCAUGCCAUUGAUCGAGCACAGUGCCGAGGUUUUAUAUGGAUUGAUUCAUGCCAGAUUUAUAUUGACGAAACCUGGGUUGACCUUAAUGGCAGAGAAAUACGAAAACAGGAAUUUUGGAUCAUGCUCAAGAGUUAAUUGUGAGGGUAUGUAUCUUUUGCCGGUUGGAUUGUACGAUCAGCCAGGGUUGGAUACAGUUCGAUUGUUCUGUCCAUCGUGCUCAGAUAUCUACUUUCCAAGUUCCUCCAGAUACUUGAACAUCGACGGGGCGUGUUUUGGCACCACCUUUCCUGGAUUGUUUAUCAAAUUAUACCCCGAGAUCCAGAGACAAUGUAAUUUACGAUCCAAAGACAGCUUCAGCUUGAAAAUAUUUGGUUUCAAGAUCAACGAGUUGAGUGUUAGCGGGCCCAGAAUGAAGUGGUUGAGACAAAAGCCCAAGAGCAAAGAGGAAAUCGAAGAGUUCAACCGAUGCGAGUACUUGAUUCCCUACGACGGCAACUCUGGCUCCAGCAGCUCGAACCCCAACAACUCGAACAACAACUCAGACAACUCAGACGAAGAAGAGGAGGAGGAA